UCUUGCUGGUCGGACGUGUUUUUUUGGUCGCUCCCGUUCGAAACGUUUUUUCCCCCCGUUUUGGCCAAUGUCUGUGCGCGCGCGUGUGUGCGUGCUGCUUGCAGUUCAAAAGGGCAGCAACAACAACAACAACAGCACACCUCUCUUUUAAGCCAGGUCUUCUGAGCCCGCGCGCGAGUGUGUGUGUGUUUUUGUGCGAGAGAGCGUGAUUUAGAAUCGUGGCCUGGGAAGAAAUGGCAAAUUAGUUGGCUCAAAGCGGAAUCUCUGUGCUCAAUAUUCAAAUUCAGGCUAGAAAGUGUCGCGUGCGAAAGUGUGCAAAUAAUACAACUAGCGAAAAGAGAAAUAAAACUUAAAAAAAAACCUGUUCUAAGCCAAGUGCCCAUUGCACGCGCGAGUGUGUGUGUGUGUGGAGCAGAAAAGAAAAGGAGAGAGAAAAGGGAGAAUGCAAUUAACAACAAUAGCAAAAAUAUAGUUAAAAUCAAACGCCGAACGAAACCCUUUCCAAUACGAAAACACGAGUUGAGCCAACAAAUCAGCGAUCAUGGCUAUAAUCGCGAAUGCGUCACCGCCACAGCAGCAACAACAACAGCGGCUAACAACAACAAAAGCAACAGCAGCAGCAGCAACAACAACAGCGGCGUCAGCAGAAACAACAACAACAGCUAGAAGUCGAGACCGCACGAAAAGCGCAGCUCAAAUUACGUCGCAUUUGCUCAAGCGCGCCAUUUCAGUUUAUUCGUCGCCUCAAUGGAUACCGCUCUUCAUACUUAUUUACUUAGCAACAGAUGUCGCCUCUGUGGCGGUGCCGACGAAGGAGGCGUACUUUAAUGGCUCCACUUACCUGCGCCUGACCACGCCGAUGCCCAUUUGGGACCACUCGGCGAUUAGUUUCCGGUCGUGCCGCGGCGGCGAAAUCCUCGCCCAGCAGUACAACAAGAACUCCAUCGUAAUCUCAGUGCUCAACGACUUUCUGCAAAUAUCCCUGGCGGGACCGGCGGUCCAUGGGCCGAACAACCGGCUGGAUGUCAAGCUGCCCUACCAACUGCUGGACAACCGCUGGCACACGCUGCAGUUCAAGUACGAGUACGGAAAUCUCUACCUGCAUGUGGAUCGUGCGGCAAGCAUAUUUGCCAACUCCACGUACAACAGUCAGUUCCUGACAAACCAGGACAUUGGCUACAAGGACGCCAUCCUAAUACUGGGCAACUCCUUCUCGGGUUGUCUCCUGGAUGGACCUGGUCUCCAGUUUGUAAACAACUCCACGGUGCAGAAUGUGGUCUUUGGGGUCUGUCCUCUGACUCCAGGUCCCUGCAGCGAUCACGACCUGUUCACCCGACUGCCGGAUAACUUCUGCCUAAACGAUCCCUGCAUGGGCCAUGGAACCUGUUCAUCCAGUCCCGAGGGAUACGAGUGUCGCUGCACGGCCCGUUACUCGGGAAAGAAUUGCCAGAAGGACAAUGGUUCGCCCUGUGCCAAGAAUCCCUGUGAGAAUGGAGGCUCCUGCCUGGAGAACUCCCGCGGGGAUUACCAGUGCUUCUGUGAUCCCAACCACAGUGGUCAGCACUGCGAGACGGAGGUUAAUAUCCAUCCCCUUUGCCAAACGAAUCCCUGCCUGAACAACGGAGCCUGCGUGGUUCUCGGCGGCAGUGGAGCUCUGGCCUGCGAGUGUCCCAAGGGAUAUGCCGGAGCCAGGUGCGAGGUGGACACGGAUGAGUGUGCCUCUCAGCCCUGCCAGAACAACGGUAGCUGCAUCGAUAGGAUCAAUGGAUUCAGCUGCGAUUGCAGUGGCACCGGCUACUCGGGCGCCUUCUGCCAGACGAAUGUGGAUGAGUGCGACAAGAAUCCCUGUCUGAAUGGCGGCCGCUGCUUCGAUACCUACGGCUGGUACACCUGCCAGUGUCUGGAUGGCUGGGGCGGUGAGAUUUGCGAUCGACCCAUGACCUGCCAGACGCAGCAGUGUCUCAAUGGGGGCACCUGCCUGGACAAGGCCAUUGGUUUUCAGUGCGUCUGUCCGCCGGAAUUUACAGGAGAACUGUGCCAAAUUGCACCCAGUUGCGCCCAGCAGUGUCCCAUCGAUUCGGAGUGUGUUGGCGGCAAGUGCGUUUGUAAGCCAGGCUCAUCGGGACCCAUUGGUCAUUGCCUGCCAACAACAACCACACCGACACCAGAACAAGAGCCAACAACAACGACCAGAACCACAGCAAUAGUCCCUAUCCCAGCUAGUAAUCCCAACACCCUAACAACAACAACGAACACAACAACCAAGAUACCAAUAACAACGGCCAGAACAACGGUGGCAACAACCACGAGUAGCAAGCGACCACUUCAAUCACCAAACACCCAACGCUCGGCCUCCCUGAAUGCAUGUCCCCAAGAAAACUGCUUGAACGGUGGCACCUGCCUGGGAAAUAGUGGCAAUUAUACCUGUACUUGUGCUAGUGGAUACACAGGUUACAACUGUCAAACGAGCACGGGCGAUGGAGCGUCUGCCUUGGCCCUGACCCCCAUCAACUGCAAUGCCACCAAUGGCAAGUGUCUGAACGGAGGCACCUGCUCCAUGAACGGAACCCAUUGCUACUGUGCCGUCGGCUACUCCGGCGAUCGUUGCGAGAAGGCGGAGAGCUGCUCGCCACUGAAUUGCCAGGAACCGAUGGUAUGUGUCCAGAAUCAGUGCCUCUGUCCCGAGAACAAGGUGUGCAAUCAGUGCGCCACCCAACCCUGCCAAAAUGGAGGCGAAUGUGUGGAUUUACCAAAUGGAGAUUACGAGUGCAAGUGCACGCGAGGAUGGACUGGAAGGACCUGCGGCAACGACGUCGACGAAUGCACCCUGCAUCCGAAGAUCUGCGGCAAUGGGAUCUGCAAAAACGAGAAGGGAUCGUACAAGUGCUAUUGCACCCCAGGAUUCACUGGCGUCCACUGCGAUUCGGAUGUGGACGAGUGCCUCAGCUUCCCCUGUCUCAACGGAGCCACGUGCCACAACAAGAUCAAUGCCUACGAAUGCGUUUGCCAGCCGGGUUACGAGGGCGAGAACUGCGAAGUGGACAUCGAUGAGUGCGGCAGUAAUCCCUGCUCGAAUGGCUCCACCUGCAUCGACAGGAUCAACAACUUCACCUGCAACUGCAUCCCGGGAAUGACGGGUCGCAUCUGUGACAUCGACAUCGAUGACUGUGUGGGCGAUCCCUGCCUGAAUGGAGGCCAGUGCAUCGACCAGUUGGGUGGCUUCCGGUGCGAUUGCGCUGGCACCGGCUACGAGGGCGAGAAUUGUGAGCUGAACAUCGACGAAUGCCUCUCGAAUCCCUGCACGAAUGGUGCCAAGUGCCUGGACAAGGUGAAGGAUUACUUCUGCGAUUGCCAUAAGGGCUACAAGGGAAAGAACUGUGAGCAGGACAUCAACGAGUGCGAGAGCAAUCCCUGUCAGUAUAAUGGAAAUUGCCUGGAGAGGUCCAAUAUGACUUUAUACCAGAUGAGUCGAAUCACAGAUCUCCCAAAGGUGUUUAGCCAGUCCUUCAGCUUUGAGAAUGCCAGCGGCUACGAAUGCGUUUGUGUGCCGGGCAUUAUAGGCAAAAACUGUGAGAUCAACAUAAACGAAUGCGAUAGUAAUCCCUGCAGCAAACAUGGAAGCUGUAAUGAUGGGAUUGGCACCUACACCUGCGAAUGCGAACCUGGAUUCGAGGGAACCCACUGCGAGAUCAACAUAGACGAGUGCGAUCGCUAUAAUCCUUGCCAGCGGGGAACUUGCUAUGACCAAAUAGACGACUACGACUGCGACUGUGAUGCCAACUAUGGUGGCAAGAACUGUUCUGUGCUCCUCAAGGGUUGUGAAAAGAAUCCCUGUUUAAAUGGCGGCGCCUGCCUGCCCUACUUGGUCAACGAGGUGAAACACGAGUACAACUGCACCUGUGAGAACGGUUUCCAGGGUGAUAAAUGCGAGAAGACCACCACACUUUCUAUGGUGGCCACCAGUCUGAUUUCGGUGACCACGGAACGCGAGGAGGGCUACGACAUCAAUCUGCAAUUCCGGACCACUCUGCCAAAUGGAGUUCUGGCCUUUGGAACGACGGGCGAGAAGAAUGAGCCAGUUAGUUAUAUCCUGGAGCUGAUUAACGGACGACUGAAUCUCCACUCCUCGCUACUAAACAAGUGGGAGGGUGUCUUUAUUGGAUCGAAGCUGAACGAUAGCAACUGGCACAAGGUGUUUGUGGCCAUCAACACUUCGCAUUUGGUGCUCUCGGCCAACGAUGAGCAGGCCAUCUUUCCGGUGGGCUCCUACGAAACGGCCAACAACAGUCAACCCUCGUUCCCGCGAACCUAUCUGGGCGGCACCAUUCCCAAUCUGAAGUCCUAUCUGCGCCACCUCACCCAUCAGCCGUCGGCUUUCGUGGGUUGCAUGCAAGACAUCAUGGUCAAUGGGAAAUGGAUCUUCCCCGAUGAACAGAGUGCCAAUGUCAGCUAUACCAAACUGGAGAAUGUCCAGAGCGGAUGUCCACGCACGGAGCAAUGCAAACCGAAUCCCUGCCAUUCGAAUGGCGAGUGCACGGAUCUCUGGCACACCUUCGCCUGCCACUGUCCCAGACCCUUCUUCGGGCACACCUGUCAGCAUAAUAUGACUGCUGCCACCUUUGGCCACGAGAACACCACCCACUCGGCUGUGAUUGUGGAGACAACGGAUGUGGCCAGGCGCGCCAUUCGCUCUAUCCUGGACAUCUCCAUGUUCAUCCGAACCCGCGAGCCAACCGGUCAGGUCUUCUACUUGGGCACCGAUCCAAGAAAGGCACCCACCAAAAAUAUUGGCGACUCGUAUGUGGCGGCCAAACUGCAUGGCGGUGAGCUCCUGGUGAAGAUGCAGUUCAGCGGCACUCCGGAGGCCUACACCGUCGGUGGCCAGAAGCUGGACAAUGGCUACAACCACCUCAUCGAGGUGGUGCGCAACCAGACGCUCGUGCAGGUCAAGCUCAAUGGCACCGAGUACUUCCGCAAGACGCUGUCGACGACGGGUCUGCUGGACGCACAGGUGCUCUACUUGGGCGGACCUGCACCCACGCGUGAGUCCCUCCUGGGAGCCACUACUGAACCGGGUGUGCCGGCACUGCCAGGAGCAGGAGUGCCCAUCGAGGACACCACGGUGCCCAAGGAGGCGGACGACAGCAGGGACUACUUCAAGGGCAUUAUUCAGGACGUGAAGGUGAGCAAUGGAUCGCUCAAUCUGAUUGUGGAGAUGUACUCGCUGAAUGUUACGGAUGUCCAAGUGAAUGCCAAACCGCUGGGCGCCGUGACCAUUGAUCGCGCCUCCGUCCUGCCCGGCGAGGUGUCCGAUGAUCUGUGCCGCAAGAAUCCCUGCCGCCACAAUGCCGAGUGCCGGAACACCUGGAACGACUACAGCUGCAAGUGCCCCAAUGGUUACAAGGGCAAGGAUUGCCAGGAGAUCGAGUUCUGCCAACUGGUCACCUGUCCGGGGCAGAGUGUUUGCCAAAAUCUGGACGAUGGCUACGAGUGUCUGACGAAUACGACCUUUACGGGUCAGGAGCGCUCUCCGCUGGCCUUCUUCUACUUCCAGGAGCCUCCGUCCGAGGAGAUUGUGGGUGAAGCACCGCCCAAGCAGAUUCUCAAGCCCGUCAUCGAUAUAGCCUUCCGCACUCGUGCUGGGGGAACUCUCCUCUACAUCGACAAUGUGGAUGGAUUCUUUGAGAUCGGUGUGAACGGAGGACGAGUGACCAUCACCUGGAAGCUGAGUGCGCUGCACUUUGGCGAGUCCGCUCGUUUCGAGAAGGAGAACACGGAUGGCGAAUGGAGUCGCAUCUAUUUGAGGGCCCACAAUGGCAAACUGGAGGGCGGCUGGAAGGGCUGGGAAUCGAUGGUGGAUCCGGCGCCAGCCUUCUCCACGGACAUUGACCAGGCGGCCUUCCAGUCGCUGAUUGCCUCCAGCACUCAGGUUUACCUAGGCGGCAUGCCCGAAUCCCGGCAAGCACGUGGAUCCACUCUGUCCGCCCAGCAGGGCUCCCAGUUCAAGGGCUGUGUGGGUGAGGCGAGAGUAGGUGAUCUCCUGCUGCCCUACUUCUCCAACGCUGAGCUAUAUCCGCGCACCGAAAACGUCUCCGUGCAGCUGAAGGCCCAGUUCCGCUUGAAUACCACUCGUCCGGAGGAGGGCUGCAUCCUGUGCUUCCAGUCGGACUGCAAGAAUGCCGGAUAUUGCCAGGCUCCCUCCGAUGAGUACGCCUGCACCUGCCAGGCGGGAUUCGAGGGCGACGACUGCGGCACGGACAUUGACGAAUGCCUGAACACGGAGUGCAUGAACAACGGAACCUGCAUCAACCAAGUGGCGGCCUUCUACUGCCAGUGCCAGCCAGGAUUCGAGGGUCAGCACUGCGAGCAGAACAUCGACGAGUGUGCCGAUCAGCCCUGCCACAAUGGUGGCAACUGCACGGAUCUGAUUGCCGCGUAUCUGUGCGAUUGUCCCGAGGACUACACGGGUCCCCAGUGCGAUGUGCUCAAGCAGAUGACCUGCGAGAACGAGCCCUGCCGCAAUGGAUCCACCUGCCAGAAUGGAUUUAAUGCUUCCACUGGCAAUAACUUUACCUGCACCUGCGUAACCGGUUUCGAGGGUCCUUUAUGUGACAUUCCCUUCUGUGAACUGAUGCCCUGCGAUAAUGGUGGUCUCUGUUUAACCACUGGAGUGGUUCCCAUGUGCAAGUGCAGCCUGGGCUACACAGGUCGCCUGUGCGAGCAGGACAUCAACGAGUGCGAGCCGAAUCCCUGCCUGAACGGAGGUCAGUGCAAGGAUCUGGUGGGCAGGUAUGAGUGCGACUGCCUGGGCACCGGAUUUGAAGGCUUGCGCUGCGAGAACGACAUCGAUGAGUGCAACCUGGAUGGCGAUUACUGCGGCGGAUUGGGUCGGUGCUUCAACAAGCCCGGCUCCUUCCAGUGCAUCUGCCAGAAGCCCUAUUGCGGCGCGUACUGCAACUUCACGGAUCCCUGCAACGGCACGGAUCUCUGCGCCAAUGGCGGUCGCUGCGUGGAGUCCUGUGGCUCCAAACCGGACUACUACUGCGAGUGCCUCGAGGGAUUCGCGGGCAAGAACUGCACGGCACCGAUCACGGCCAAGGAAGAUGGACCCUCGACGACAGACAUUGCCAUCAUUGUCAUACCCGUGGUGGUGGUGCUCCUCCUCAUCGCGGGCGCCCUGCUGGGCACCUUCCUGGUGAUGGCCAGGAACAAGCGGGCCACCAGGGGCACCUACAGCCCCAGCGCCCAGGAGUACUGCAACCCGAGGCUGGAAAUGGACAACGUGCUGAAGCCACCGCCGGAAGAGCGACUUAUUUAGUUUUGAGCAGCGAGCGACGACGAUUAGCAAAGCAAAAAACAAAAGAUAUUUUUAAAUCCGCCCAUAUACACCUAGCUGUAGGAGUAACGCAAUGUUUUGUACUAAGUUCGCCCCUAGUUUACAUCUUAAGGUGCUCAAAGCAACAGCAGCAGCAGCAGUUAGGCUACCAAUCCUACGAUCCCGAUCCCGAUCACCCUGCCUACGCUUUAGUUAGUUAAUAAUGCCGUUGUCUAUUUAUUCUAGUAGUUUAGAUGACAGACGUACCGCCCCUAUAGUCGUUAUGUAGUUACGUUCCGAUAGUUUAGAUUCAGUAUUCGAUUUCUCGUAUAUGUAAUCCUAAAGCUGCGAACAAAGUUGAGCUCUGACACCGAUUAACCCCCUCCACAUUCCGCAGGGAAGCCCUUCAAACGUAUUGUACGAGUAUUUUUUGUAAAUAGGAUUGUUUGCCGACUCUUAAACUAAAUUAGCUGAGCUAAAAACGAAAUCAAAAAACCGAAAAUCCUAUAUGCCUAUAUAUACGCGAGUAUAUAUAUCAGUAAAUGUGGCCUUAUAACAAAAAAAAAACGAAGAUAGUGACGAAAAGCAAUGACAACCAGCAAGAACUUGAAAAACUAUUGAUUAAGUAAAUCAAAUGAAAGACAUAUUUUGCUCUAGAAUUUCUAAGCGUAAACUUAAGAGACUGUACUAUAUAAUAAAUAUUAAAUAUUUCGACUUUUUUCCAA
Messenger RNA from Drosophila takahashii, 8040 nucleotides. It is a transcript of the gene crb, whose product is annotated as cell polarity complex component crumbs. The record is from RefSeq and is a predicted model, not a curated record. NCBI's taxonomy places the organism in Eukaryota, Metazoa, Arthropoda, Insecta, Diptera, Drosophilidae. Gene Ontology annotation, molecular function: calcium ion binding.